AUGGCCAAACACAGCGCCAAGCGCGUGCCCGCGUCGCAAGACGCCUUGGACGACUUUGUGACGACGCAGCUGCUGGACAAUGGCAUGGACGUCAUUGCAGCAAAGAUCAACGUGCUGCGCGAGAAGCUGCUGCGAUGUGGGGAUCGAGAGAGCGACGCUCAGACGCACAAGAACAAGUGGGCGCGACAGCUCCAGCAUUGGCUCGCUCUCGCCUGUCGGCUGCUGGCGAAGCAGCGGCGCCAACUGAACCACUGCAUCGAGCGGGUCGAGAGGGAUUACAGUCGCGGCGUCAUUGGACUUGGAACAGCCACGCACAAGGACGCGGACGAGGAGACAGACGGCAAUCUCUACAGUCGAACGUACGCUCGACCGAGGACCGGUAGCUCCUCAAUAGCUGCAGCACCAGACAGCGAUGGCUACGUGGGCAUCGUAGGGCCGCGGAAAGACGACGUCCUUGCUGUCGGCUGCCACGUUGCAGCGAAAGUGGCCCGCAGCCAUGAGCUGUGGAUCAUGGCGCGCGUUGUGAAGUUCAGCGCCGAGUCGAACACGUACGAAGUCGAAGACGUUGACUCGGGCGACGACGACGAUGACUUCGAUGCGUCAAGGAGACGCUACAUGGUCUCGUGGCAGCAGGUGGUCGAGCUGCCAGGCGACUCGCUUCCGGAUGGAGCGUGGAUCCAAUACGCUGUGAACGAGCGCGUGAUGGCCAUGUACCCCGACACGACCAGUUUUUUCCGCAGCACCGUCCGCGUGCCGAAUCCGAAGGGUGCGCCGUACGUGAUCCUCAAAUUCGACGAAGACGAGGACGAGCACGGCUUUAUUCCAGACCGGAAAGUGCCCUUCCGCUUCGUGGCUCCCCUCAAACCGUGGCACCAUAAGUGA
Messenger RNA from Hyaloperonospora brassicae, 882 nucleotides. NCBI's taxonomy places the organism in Eukaryota, Oomycota, Peronosporomycetes, Peronosporales, Peronosporaceae. The record is from the annotation of a GenBank genome assembly.